This is a messenger RNA of Vicia faba (fava bean), 765 nucleotides long. The record is from the annotation of a GenBank genome assembly. NCBI's taxonomy places the organism in Eukaryota, Viridiplantae, Streptophyta, Magnoliopsida, Fabales, Fabaceae.
AUGCCUGGUCCAUGGAAGGUGGAGUUCGGUGUCGCUGUUAUUAACGGAAGUUUUCUUGUUAUGGCUGGUCAUUCAUUAAUUGAUGGAGCUGUUUCUGUCUCGGCAGAGGUUUUCCAAUAUAACUCUAACCUCGACAGCUGGAGUAGAUUGUCAAACAUGAAUGUGGCUCGGUACGCUUUCGCCUGUGCAGAAGUCAAUGGCUUGGUUUAUGCAGUUGGAGGAUAUGGAGCAGAAGGCGACAGUCUCUCUAGCGUCGAGGUGUAUGAUCCGGAUACUAACAAGUGGACAAUGAUAGAGAGUCUUCGCCGUCCAAGAUGGGGUUGUUUUGCCUGUGGAUUCGAGGGGAAGCUCUAUGUGAUGGGCGGAAGGUCAAGUUUUACAAUCGGAAACUCAAAGUCUAUCGAUGUUUACGAUCCUGAGAAGCGAAAGUGGUGUGAGAUGAAAAAUGGGUGUGUCAUGGUCACUGCUCAUGCAGUACUUGAAAAGAAAUUGUUCUGUAUGGAGUGGAAGAAUCAACGAAAGUUAUCGAUAUUCAAUCCUGAUGAUAAUUCAUGGAAAACAGUAUCGCUGCCUCUGACGGGGAGUUCGAGUGUUGGUUUUAGAUUUGGGAUACUUAAUGGUAAGCUUUUGUUGUUUUCUCUGAAAGAAGAUUCUACAUAUAGGACUUUGUUGUAUGAUCCGAAUGCAUCGCCGGGGUCGGAGUGGGGGACUACUGAUAUAAAACCAUCUGGUUUGUGCUUGUGGAGUGUAACUAUCAAGUCCUGA